AUGUCGCUGUGGGGGGAGCCGCUGCAGGCCCCGGCGCUCUCGACCUCGCAGCCGCCCCCAGCCGUGCCAGCGGGGCCGCCGCCACCCACCCCGGCCGCCCUGAGCCGCCUGCGGGAGCCGCUGCUGCGGAGGCUCGGCGAGAGCUUGGACCGGGCGCCCGAGGGCCGCGGCUGGAGGAGACUGGCCGAGGUGGCGGGGAGUCGGGGGCGCCUCCGGCUCAGCGGCCUGGACCUGGAGCAGUGUUCUCUCAAGGUGCUGGAGCCAGAAGGGAGCCCGAGCCUGUGUCUGCUGAAGCUGCUGGCCGACAAGGGCUGCACGGUGGCCGAGCUGAGUGACUUCCUGCAGGCCAUGGAGCACACAGAGGCCCUCCAGCUCCUCAGCCCCCCAGGAAUAAAGAUCAUCGUAAACCCAGAGUCGAAGGCAGUCUUGGCGGGACAGUUUGUGAAACUGUGUUGCCGGGCGACUGGCCAUCCCUUCGUGCAAUAUCAGUGGUUCAAAAUGAAUAAAGAGAUCCCGUAUGGAAACUCUCCUGAACUCAUUUUCAGUACAGUCCACGUCCGAGAUUCAGGCUUCUAUGUCUGUCGCGUGAAUAAUAAUUGCACCUUUGAAUUCAGCCAGUGGUCACAGCUGGAUGUCUGUGACAUCACAGAAAUGACCGAAAACUCUCAAAGUAGCUUUGAUGGCGUCUCUGAAUCCACACUGCACAUCUGUGUUGAACCUACGUCGCAGAGGCUGAGGGUGGGCAAAACGUUGGUUCUGCACUGUGUGGCUGUGGGAAGCCCUAUCCCUCACUACCAGUGGUUCCGAAACGAAGCCCCGUUGACAAACGAGACCAAGAAGCUAUACGUGGUGCCGUGUGUGGACCUGGAGCAUCAGGGAACCUACUGGUGCCGCGUCUACAACGAUCAAGACACACAGGACAGCAGGAGGGUGGAAGUCGUGAUAGGAAGAGCCAAUGAGGCAGUGGAGUGCACUGAAGAUGAAUUAAAUAAUCUUGGGCAUUCUGAUAAUAAAGAGCAAACCACUGGCCAACCUUUGGCCAAGGACAAAGUUGCUCUUCUGAUUGGAAAUAUGAACUACUGGGGGCACCCCAAGCUUAAAGCCCCUUUGGUGGACGUGUAUGAACUGACCAACUUGCUGAGACAGCUGGAUUUCAAAGUGGUUUCCCUGCUGGACCUCACUGAGUCUGAAAUGCGCAAUGCUGUCGACGAGUUCCUGCUCCUUUUAGACAGAGGUGUAUAUGGAUUGCUCUAUUAUGCAGGGCAUGGUUAUGAAAACUUUGGAAACAGCUUUAUGGUGCCUGUUGAUGCUCCAAAUCCAUACAGAUCAGAAAAUUGUCUCUGUGUGCAGAACAUACUGAAACUGAUGCAAGAAAAAGAAACGGGUCUCAACGUGUUCCUGUUAGAUAUGUGUCGAAAAAGAAAUGACUAUGAUGACACCAUUCCAAUCUUGGAUGCUCUGAAAGUCACUGCCAAUAUCGUGUUUGGAUACGCCACGUGUCAAGGAGCAGAAGCUUUUGAAAUCCAGCAUUCUGGCCUUGCAAAUGGGAUCUUCAUGAAGUUCUUGAAAGACAGAUUAUUAGAAGACAAGAAAAUCACUGUGUUACUGGAUGAAGUUGCAGAAGAUAUGGGAAAGUGUCACCUUACCAAGGGCAAGCAAGCUCUAGAGAUCCGAAGUAGCUUAUCUGAAAAGAGAGCCCUCACUGACCCAAUCCAGGGCACGGCGUGCACCGCGGAAUCACUGGUGAGGAAUCUGCAGUGGGCCAAGGCACACGAACUUCCGGAAAGUAUGUGUCUUAAGUUUCAGUGUGGUGUUGAGAUUCAGCUCGGGUUUGCAGCUGAGUUUUCCAAUGUCAUGAUAAUCUACACAAGCAUAGUCCACAGACCGCCCGAGAUAGUAAUGUGCGACGCCUACGUCACCGAUUUUCCACUCGACCUGGACAUUGAUCCCAAAGAUGCCAAUAAGGGGACCCCGGAGGAAACCGGCAGCUACUUGGUCUCCAUGGACCUCCCCAAGCACUGCCUGUACACCCGGCUCAGCUCCCUGCAAAAGCUGAAGGAGCACCUCGUCUUCACGGUCUGCUUGUCAUAUCAGUAUUCAGGACUGGAAGAGAUGGUGGAAGAGAAGCAGGAGGUGAACGUGGGGAAGCCCCUCAUUGCCAAGUUGGACAUCCACCGAGGUUUGGGAAGGAAGACAUCCUUUCAAACCUGCCUGAUGUCGAACGGCCCCUUCCAGAGCUCUGCGUCCGCCUCGGGGCCAGCCGGACACUACCACUCAUCCCCAGAGUCCUUCCAUGAUGCUUACCACACCCAUGCGGCUGGCCCUGGUCACGCUGUGCCCAAAGACGGCUGUCACUGCAGCCGGACUCCCGACUCCUUCAUGUCAAGCUUCCACUACUCAUCCCAGUUUGGCAGAAGUAACGUCCCCGUAGAGACAACUGAUGAAAUACCCUUCAGCUUCUCUGAUAGGCUGAGAAUUUCAGAAAAGUGA
Messenger RNA from Elephantulus edwardii (Cape elephant shrew), 2490 nucleotides. It is a transcript of the gene MALT1, whose product is annotated as mucosa associated lymphoid tissue lymphoma translocation gene 1. The coding region runs from base 1 to 2490 and encodes 829 amino acids. Gene Ontology annotation, molecular function: cysteine-type endopeptidase activity. The record is from RefSeq and is a predicted model, not a curated record. The transcript has 17 exons. Gene Ontology annotation, biological process: proteolysis. NCBI's taxonomy places the organism in Eukaryota, Metazoa, Chordata, Mammalia, Macroscelidea, Macroscelididae.